Molecule: messenger RNA, 1243 nt
Organism: Podarcis muralis (Common wall lizard)
Lineage: Eukaryota; Metazoa; Chordata; Lepidosauria; Squamata; Lacertidae
Source: RefSeq, a predicted model, not a curated record
AACAAGCGAGUGGGGCCCUAAGCUAUUGCUUGUUUACUUAUACGUAAAUCAGGCACUGACAUGGGCCAGAUCGCUGAGCAAGGAAGGGAUCCGCCCGCAGAAAGGGCUGCUUGGCGGGGGGAAGCAGUUGCAACGAGAGAAGGCUUAGACUCGGCGCCCAGCCGAUGCAGCGAGCGGAACGUUUCUACGCGCCUCCGGAGCGUGGGGGAGGCAGGUCCGUCGCCGGACCGGUCCCCCAUUGCACUUCCGGUUAGACUAGGCCUCGGUCGCGGCCCGGGUCCUCUCGUCGUUGUCGUCUGGUACCGAAACCGGGAUGCGGCUGCUGCGGGGCGGGCUUCGUUUUCUGCUGAGGCCGGGGAUCCGCCGCGGACCCGACCGGCCGGCCUACCAGCAGGGCCAGAGCCCCACGCCCCGCACCCGGGAGUACUUCUAUUAUAUCGACCACCAGGGACAGACAAGCAGUUCCUGGUCUUCUUCUUCAAGCAGCUCAAGCUGAACCAGAGCGGGCGCUACGAAGCCGCCUUCCCCUACCUCUCGCCCUGCGGCCGCGAGCAGAAUUUUGUCCGAUGCGACGACCGGCCAAUCGUCUUCACCCACCUCCUGCAGGGAGCGUCGGGCGAGGAGCUGUUGUCUUACUGCGGCGGAGCAGACAAGCUGGCUGUGCCCUUCCAGCCCGAGAAGCUGCUGAUGCUGCCCGAGAAUGGGCGCGUCUACCACCCGGGGCCAGAGAAAGCUGGCGGUGUUGGGCUGGUGAAAUCGGCCCUGGCCUUUGAGCUGAGCUCUUGUUUUGACUAUGAGCAAGGGCCCGGCCAAGCGCCCACACAUUUCCGCUGGCGUGACCGGCGCCACGCCCUCACGAACGAACUCCUUCCGUUUAUCCGAAAGGAUGAGGGAACCUAGAACCGGCGCUUGGAGUUGUUGGGUUUGCCAGUCUGUGAACUGCAUAGCCUUCUGGUUAUGCGGGAUGGUGUCCAUAGCUGGAGAUGGUGGUGAGGAAAGGACAGUUCCCAUCAUUCCAUGUGCCUUGUUGAUCCAGGAAGCCAAUCUGAUGAAGAAUGGGAGAUGGGACAGUUUGAUCCAUGGCUAGCCGCCAUCUUGAGAAGGGUUCUGGACAGAGUCUCUUGGAAUAAAAUUAUUCUGUCUCUUAUCCUCUAGGCCUGGUAUAUGUUUCAUUUGUUCCGCUGUCGAAUGACUCUUACUGUCAGUAAAUUUUUCCUGAUGUUUAAUUGGGAUAGCCUUCCUU